GUCUGCAUUAGGGAUAUCUUUUGACAGGAAGGUAUGGGGAUAGUCGAUACAAAAUCAAUUGAAUCAAUCCAAGCUUCAUUAUCUUUGUUUGGUGAGAGAAGCGAUCAUAGGAAAAACCGGUUUACCAGCUGCGAUGAGUUGGAGAGGAAGAAAGAGCUUGAAGGCCUGAUGAAGGACAUGGCCAACUACAACGUUCAACUAGAAGGAAAGGGCUCUGCCUACAGGCAAGCCCUUCUCAAACUAAACCACUAUCAAAAAACAGCUAAUGAACUUUCCAUCCUAGUGAAGAGUUCUGAGAUUGAGAAAGAUAUAUCAAUGAAUGCAGAGAAGGUCGGAUGAGAGUGCACGAACGUGAAUCCGAGAUGGCUGAUAUAUCUGAUCAACAAUCCAAAACUAAAAUGAUGCGAGAACAACUUUCUCAUUUUAUGAAUGAGUUGAAGACUUCAUGACAAGAGCUACUUAUAAUGGAAACAGAUCUCACUGCUGCCAUAAACACGAAGCUUGAGGCCUUGACACAGGUAGAAUUGAUGGAAACUGAAUUGCAAAUGGAGAAGGGAAUGACUGAUGAGCUUUUGAGGCACGUGUCAGAGCUGAAUGAGGCUGUUAUGCAUUCAAAGAUGGCAUCUAAUGAAGGACAGAAAGAGAUUCAUGUUGUUCUAGUGGAAAAAGUAACUGAAUUAGCAUUGGCAACAACAACAGUGGUUGAAGCAGAGGAAAAGUUGGAAUAUAUGAGAAAACUAUUAGAAGUAAUGCAGGAUUUGGAGAAUCAGCUCAUGAACAAGUUUGUUUUUAUCGAUUCACUACAGUCGGAUCUCAAUCAGGCGAAUGAGCUACGUGGGUCCUUUGAGAAAAGAGCUUCUAAUGCCAUUAGUGAGUUAAAUACGGUAAAAUCAAAGUUCAAAAUGCAGGAAAGAAAGAGCUCAGAUCAGUUGGGUAAUAUUGAGUUUUUGCAAAUGGAGUUGAAUCAGUUGAGACUAGAACUUAAAAAUUGCAAAGGAAGAGGUGGAGCGCUUAGAUUCGGACACUAAGAAGAUGGAAGGUGAAUUAGAGAAGGCGAGAAAUGAGAUGGAAUAUUAGAGGAAGAGAGAAGGUAGCGCAAGUUGAGAUAGUGAUGUUGAAAUAUGAGGUUCAUAAAGGGCGGUUGAGAAUUGUUGCAGCUAAGGCAGCUGAAGCAAGGAUCAAGAGCCGAGGCAGACGAGUCCAAGAAAGAGAAUUGGAGGCUAAAAGAAGAGUUUGAUAACUCUGUUGUUAAUGAAUAUGGAAGAGACAAAAGCAAUGCUUGUAUCAAGAUUUCAAAGGACGAGCAUGAGGCCUUGAUUGAGAAUGCAGAGAAAGUUACUGAGCUUGUGCCAGAAAAUUACUACGAAUUGGAAAAUUCGAAGAAAGAGUUGGAAAUUGCAAUGGUGAAAAUCGCAUAGUUUAGGAAUAGAGCGGAACAGGUUGUCAGUAGAGUCGAGGCAGCUGAGAAAGAUCAGAUGAGGAAAGCAGAAGCAGAAGUAGCUUUAGUUAUGAGUAGCCUUCUAAAAACUAUCAGCCGCUCGGUAAGGUUCUUAGCAUGAAAUUCUAGUCUCACAACUUAAAUCGUUGAGGUUUAUUGAUUUUGCCUUUCUAUUUUUUCUUCACCCAAAAUAGAAAAAAUAGAUAAAUAAAUUGUGUACGAACGGGAAGAAACUGCACAUUUGUCUUGCUUUAAGUGGGUGAUAUCUGAUGUCCUGUCCUGUUCAUGAACAUUUGUCAAUUUUUUUUUUUAUCAGCAAACAUUUGUCAAUUUUAUCAUGCAAAAGUUGAAUGAAGUA
Camellia sinensis is the source of this 1796-nucleotide messenger RNA. The record is from RefSeq and is a predicted model, not a curated record. Lineage: Eukaryota; Viridiplantae; Streptophyta; Magnoliopsida; Ericales; Theaceae.